GAUGUUUUUCGGUAGCCUGAGUGAGCGCCCAGUUUAUUCUUAGGUUGUUGCUCAUGAGUGGGACUACUGUGGCGGCGUACGAAAGCCUUUCCUCUCCAUUCCUCGACAUUGGUUUCCGGUCUUUUGCUGUAAAAUCCGAAUGCAAUGGAUCGUAUUCAAUAGGAAGUGCUGAAUCAAGAAAAGUUUCUGACUCAGAUGACUUCAUUUCCAAUGGUACUACGGAUUCCUUCUGUCUAAAAACUGACCAUAUCUUUGAUGAAGAAGUAGAAAUCACAGAUAUAGAGGAAGUCAAGACCCCACGAGUAUCAUCCCCGACUAUAAGUGAGCUUAAAAAACGUCUGGCUACUGUUUCCGGGCACAAAUCUAUCGAAAACCCUGUUAUACCUGAUGGAAGCAAACAUAAUGGUCAUAUUCCAAAAAGAAUGUUAUCAGAAGUUACAUCAAAGCCUUGUCCCUACCCCAUAGACAGACUAUACGAUGAGUGCAUCCCGGUGAAGUCCAGGAUUCGUUCAUUUAAAGGAAAACUUGGAUUUACUAGUGAAGGCCAUUUUGGGGAUAACAUAUCACGCAUGACUCCUCGUUCAGUGUCUUCUCAAAAUUCUUUGCGCAUCUUGGAAGAUAUGCCUACGUGUUCCCUUCCUGGCCAACUACUACGUCAAACCUAUUCGUCCUCCGGAAGUUUGAUUGCUAAUCUUACAGACCUGUCACUGAAUAACAACGCAUUAUUGUCGAUUCCUCUUUCUUCGGGUUUCCAUUUUUCAAAAGCGCUGUUUGGUUUUGACAUUCCACUGAAUAGUGACUCAGUUGAACAGACGGCUGACUUACCACCAAUUUUUACGGAAGAAUCUUUGCACUUCAGUGACAAACCAAUUUGCGAAUUAACCCUACCUGAUUUCUCUUGUAAGCAAGAUGUUGUAAAUCCUGCUUUUAGUAAGCUCCAGAAUGGAAACGUAAAUACUAUGAGAUUGGAAAGUGAGGAGUAUCUCCAUGAGAAUGGCCACACAUAUGCACAAUCAUUCGGUUUAAGUUCUGUCAGAGAUAAAAGUCACUCUCGAGGCAAGCGGUCAGGCAGUAAGAAAACUGUUGUUAAAGAGAACGGUGAUACUGUACAUAGUAAAUCUAAAAUUUCUCUGAAAAAUGACACUGAUGCAACAGAUGACAGUAAUGAAGCUGAGGAACAAAAUCUGGUGAAUUCCGAUUGUUUCAGUGAUUGUGUAUCAGAAAUGGGACAUCAUCCGUCUUUGAAAAAUACCAAGGAAGAAGAAGAAACAAACCGAGGAGCCUUGUUUAGUGACCAAAGUGACAACAACUUAACAACACCAGUAACAAAUAUAAGCACUCGGUCAAAUCCAUCGUUUAUACGGAAAAGCUCUAGCUGCUUUCCUGUAAGUUAUAUUGUUGAAGAAACUAAUGAUGUUGAUGAAGAUUUUACUCUUGUAACUAAUAGAAGACUAAGGCGUAAGCAGCAACAGCAAUCAAAACUUGUUCAUGAGAAUUCUUGUGCCUCUGAAAAGUUGAUCAAUAACCAUGACUUUAAUUCUCGCUCAUCCAUCCGUUCACAACCAGUCAACAAUACAAGUAGCACAUCUCAACAGAUUCAUUUCACGAACCGGUUCAGUGUAAAUAUGCCUAAGCAUUCUGUACGUUAUAACACAUGUCUGAACGGAAAAGAGAAAGCUCAAUCUGUCUCUACGCAUACAACAAACUGUUUGACAGGUGCUCGAGAUAUCCUAUGCAGAAAGUCCAGCUAUACAAAUCAUUCUUCAUCUUGUUUUCUAACCAAUUCAAAUCGUCCUAAAUCUGUAUCCAAUGCCCACCUUCAUUCUGCAGGUCAUAAUCUACCCUCAAAACAUGAAUGCAUCAAUCCAUCUCCAACUCGUUCUCUUCAACAUUCUCAGGUGAUGAAGAGGCCAGCUUCCAGUAGUGUUUCAGUUGCACACUCGUCCAACAUUGGAGUGCCGUUAUCCACGUCAACUAAAGAAGGGAUCGACUCUAACCAGUAUCUAGUACUACGGCAGUUUCUUUUAUCCACAUGGAAAUCGUUUGUGAAGCACUCAACAAACCCGCAGAUAUGAAUAUUUUUUAGACUGUUUAUACAUAUAGUGUAUCUUUCGCCUUUUAGUUACCUCACUUUUACAUUAACCUCUCAGCUGUCCUUAUGAAGUGCUUAUAUUCACUAUGUAGUUAGCAGCAUUUGUUAUGAUACCUAGAAAAAUAGCCUUGACCACUUAUUUUUUAUAUAGUAGCAUAAUGUUUGUUCACUUUGAUUGAAACACAUUCUCAGGUUUUAAAAAAAUGAUGCUUAUGACUUCAUUUCUUACUUACAAGUAGACAUGACUUUUACUAUCUUGUGUAGAACAGUUUCUCUAAUUUCUUCAGUUAUCUAUCAUGUCAACAAUUCUGUUUUGCUGAUAUCCAGACUAGUAACUUUGCCACGACCAUAUGGAGAUAACAAUUAACCAUUCAUGAUUUGCCUUAGUUUUGUGAUUACUUAUUUCCCCCCCCUCCACUUCAUCUUACCUUUUUGCCUUUCCUGUACAAUUAGACUAAUUAGUUAGUGAUUUGUGUUAGGCGACACAGUCUUUCCUUUUUAUCUUACUCCGCAUUUGUCUUUCCGGUUGACUAUAUUUUACAAAUGAAUAAUCUACGGUAGUAAAUAUCAUAUUGUUAACUCGAUUAGUAUUUUUAAUUUUCAACUAUGUAACCAUGUAUGAAUCCAUUUCUGAAUCAUAGGCCAUAGUUACUUCUUUUAGUCAUGUCCCGGUAUUCAUCAUCUCAAUGUUUGUAUUCUCCCUUUUCUUGUUUUCUGUACUAGUUUGUUUUUUGCAAUUCCAGGAUAGUUUUCAUUAGAAUAGUGGUCAGUUACUUUGUAUGAGUGCAUUUCAAUCACUCGUUAUUCUCGUUGCCAAAAUCACUUAUUUCGUGUUAGAGAUUAGAGUGUGUUUUAUAUAUGUA
Messenger RNA from Heterobilharzia americana, 2955 nucleotides. NCBI's taxonomy places the organism in Eukaryota, Metazoa, Platyhelminthes, Trematoda, Strigeidida, Schistosomatidae. The record is from the annotation of a GenBank genome assembly.